CGACAGGCCGCUCGACCAAUCAGAAGGCGCCAUGAAAUACGGCGGUUGGCUGUGAUUCAGUGACCUCAGAGGGGGCGAGGAUUGCCGACAGGCGUUCCCAGCUCCCAGAGUCCGAGUAGCAGAAACUGGCAACCGAGCUGAAGACAUGUGUGGAAUCUUUGCUUAUCUCAACUACCAUGUCCCAAGGACUCGCCGUGAGAUCCUUGAGAUCCUCCUCAAGGGUCUGCGACGACUGGAGUACAGAGGCUACGACUCAGCCGGUGUGGGAAUUGAUGCAGGUAAUGGCAAGGAUUGGGAGUCAAAUGCCAAGACUAUCCAACUGAUCAAGCAACGUGGAAAAGUGAAGGUUCUUGAUGAGGAGAUCAACAAACAGCAGGAUAUGGACAUGGAUGUGGAGUUUGAUGUUCACCUUGGCAUCGCUCACACCCGCUGGGCCACGCACGGUGAACCCAGCCCACUGAACAGUCAUCCACACAGAUCUGACAAGAACAAUGAGUUCAUCAUCAUUCACAAUGGAAUUGUCACCAACUACAAAGACCUGAGAAAAUUCCUGGAGAGCAAAGGGUAUGAGUUUGAGUCAGAGACUGACACAGAGACCAUCGCCAAGCUGGUUAAAUACAUGUAUGACAACCGGGAGAGUGACGACAUCAACUUUGCCACACUGGUUGAGCGUGUGACUCAGCAACUGGAGGGAGCUUUUGCACUUGUAUUCAAGAGUGUCCAUUAUCCCGGGGAGGCAGUUGGCACAAGGAGGGGAAGUCCUCUGCUGAUUGGAGUACGCAGUGAUCACAAGCUUUCCACCGAUCAUAUUCCUGUGCUCUACCGCUCCUCUGGCAAAGAUAAGAAGAGCUGCAAUGCCCUACCCAGGAUGGACCAGGACACCUGCUUGUUCCCUGUGGAUGAGAAAGCUGUGGAGUACUACUUUGCAUCUGAUGCAAGUGCAGUGAUUGAGCACACAAACCGGGUGAUCUUCCUGGAGGACGACGACGUGGCUGCCGUGAUGGACGGCCGUCUGUCCAUCCACAGGAUAAAGCGCAGGGCCGGAGACUAUUCAGCCCGCGCCAUUCAGACCUUACAGAUGGAGCUUCAGCAGAUCAUGAAGGGCAAUUACAGCUCCUUCAUGCAGAAGGAGAUCUUUGAGCAGCCAGAGUCUGUCGUAAACACCAUGAGAGGGAGAGUCAACUUCGACAACAACACAGUGACACUGGGUGGACUGAAGGACCACAUCAAAGAGAUCCAGAGGUGUCGGCGACUUAUCCUUAUUGCCUGUGGCACCAGCUACCACGCUGGAGUAGCAACCCGCCAGGUGCUGGAAGAGCUGACCGAGCUGCCUGUCAUGGUGGAGCUGGCCAGCGACUUCCUGGACAGGAACACACCCGUCUUCCGAGACGAUGUCUGCUUCUUUAUCAGCCAGUCAGGAGAGACUGCUGACAGCCUUAUGGCCCUGCGCUACUGUAAGGAGAGAGGGGCUCUGACUGUGGGAGUCACCAACACAGUAGGCAGCUCCAUCUCCAGGGAGACUGACUGUGGAGUCCACAUCAAUGCCGGGCCAGAGGUUGGAGUAGCUAGCACCAAGGCCUACACCAGUCAGUUUGUGGCCCUGAUCAUGUUUGCUCUGCUGAUGUGCGAUGACAGAAUUUCCGUGCAGCCCAGACGUCGUGAGAUCAUCCAGGGUCUCCGAGUGCUUCCAGAUUUGAUUAAGGAGGUCCUCAGUUUGGAUGAUGAAAUCCAGAAGCUGGCGACAGAGCUGUACCAGCAGAAGAGUGUGCUGAUCAUGGGCAGAGGCUACCAUUACGCUACCUGCCUGGAAGGAGCGCUGAAAAUCAAGGAAAUCACCUACAUGCAUUCAGAGGGCAUCCUGGCAGGAGAGCUGAAACAUGGUCCGCUGGCCCUCGUGGAUAAACUCAUGCCGGUUAUCAUGAUCAUCAUGAGAGACCACACCUACAUUAAAUGUCAGAAUGCCCUGCAGCAAGUUGUCGCCCGCCAGGGUCGUCCUAUUGUGAUUUGUGACAAAGAUGAUUACGAGACCAUCAAGAACUCCAGUCGCACCAUCAAAGUGCCUCACUGUGUGGACUGCCUGCAGGGCAUCCUGAGCGUCAUCCCUCUGCAGCUGCUCUCCUUCCACCUGGCUGUCCUCCGAGGCUACGAUGUGGACUGUCCAAGAAACCUGGCCAAGUCUGUGACAGUGGAGUGAACCGCACUAUUCAUCACAUAAUAACAAAAGCCUGGCAGACACACAUUCAAACACAGACACCAAGAGAGCAUCUUUACAAAGAAACCAAGAGAAGACAAUGUUUUGUUUAUGUGUCUCGUGUCGUGGCUCUUUUAAUGCGGUCUUUUAUUCAACAGUCAUGUAUCUCACUGUCUAUUUUCUCAGAAAUCUUUGGCAUCAUUGUCACAUUAUUAUUAGAGAAGUUGCUUUGUCUGGGGUGGCAAGGACUGGGCUGGCUCUGACGCAUCUUCAUCACUCUUUUUGUGUGGGUUUGUGACCCUGUAGCAACUGACAACGAUCAUUUGGGUUUAUGCACAGUCAUGCUCCAAACUUGUGAGUAAGCCCUCCUUGUUUAUUUGUGCUGAUUGGUCUCUCUGGGAGCUGAUGUUAAAGCCUCACACUGACAGAAGUUAGGCUUUAAAGACCUUACUGGCUCAUUGUCUUUUAGUGCAAUAAUUUGUAGGUUAGUUGGGAUAUUUUUCUUUGGCAGCUAAUCAUUUGAAGUGUCUUUACUCCACUGUUGAAGUAAACCACAGUCUUGAAUCAUUCCAAGCCACAGGUCAUCGCUUCUUCGUAAUUACAGCGCAGUUUGACAUAGUUUUCCUCUUGGACUUGGUUCUGAGGACUCGCAGUGCACUGCAGGGGCAGCAUCAGAAGUCAGAUCAGAAAAACGCUUGUGAAUACACUAUUGUGUAAAAUCCAUUUUGGUAGGUUAGCUAAGUUUGCUCUUGUAUAUAAAGCUACUAUUUUGGAUCACAAACUCUGGUCUUUGUCCAAUCCAGAACGUUAACGAUAAUAAUCUGCGUUUACCAGCCACCUACAACAGACUUUAUUAACAUGGCUGUUUGUCCUUUUCGUAUUUGCUUCUAAUGUUAACACUCUUUAAUUCCUAUGCUGACUGUGUUAUCUAACAAAGAGAGACACUGUUGCUUAUUUCCAGUCUCCAGUUCACAUUUAAACUAUAAACUGAAGUCAUUCAAGUGAGAUAAAAUUACUAACGAUGAAGAAGUUGUCUGCAGUUGCCAGCCCAUUCCCUGCCACCAUGACUACUGCUGAUGCAAUACUGGGACCAUUUGUAGUUAGUUUCUUUUUUUUUCCCUGCUUACAUUAGUUUGAUUUUUUUAUUAUUGAAAUUACUCUUUUGUUUGAAAUGUGAAUGUUACUGUCAUUUGAAAUGUUGUGUCAAACCAAAAAUCUCUCAAUGGCUGUGGCAGUUGUAAACCAAAACAUAUAUAUUUUAUUUGUUUGUCCAGUGUUGUUUUUGUAGCCAAAACACAUACUGGUGCUGGUAGACAGUGUGGUAUGAAGAUGUUUUCAGGGCCAAAUAGGACAUAUACACAGUUACAUGGCAGUAUGUCAUGCUGUAGAUGUUUGCUUGGGUAGAAAGUCGAAUGCCAGCUGUGCGUCUGUGAUCCCAGAUGUCGUUUAUUCAAAAGCCAAGGCAAGAGUGAAGUUGUGCACAGUUGCUCAAAAGAGAAGAAAUAGGAGCUACUUUUUUCAAAAAAUAAAAUAAAAUCCACCAUAUAUUUUAGUUGAAGAUAUUUAUCUCGUUACUGCAAUCAAGCCUUAACUUUAGUUGUUUUACAUUUCCUCUCCUCGACAUUAAGCUUCUUCUGAGCCGGUGAAAAGGUUUGAAAACUGGACAAUGUUGUUACAUGUGCUUUUGUAGCCCACAUAUGUGAGCAUAUUUUGAUUUUGUUAGACUGGAUGCAUUGUUGAAGGACACUGCACUGAAUCUUAGCACCAUCUGUUGCAAUCUGUUGAGUUACUGAGGGAGUGGGGCACUAUUUAUUAGUGGAAAUGAUGCAAUAAAGUGUCAAGUACUUGUCUUGUGAA
Messenger RNA from Amphiprion ocellaris (clown anemonefish), 4048 nucleotides. RefSeq names its product glutamine--fructose-6-phosphate aminotransferase [isomerizing] 1. The coding region runs from base 146 to 2194 and encodes 682 amino acids. Gene Ontology annotation, biological process: fructose 6-phosphate metabolic process; protein N-linked glycosylation; carbohydrate derivative biosynthetic process. The transcript has 19 exons. Gene Ontology annotation, molecular function: carbohydrate derivative binding; L-glutamine:D-fructose-6-phosphate transaminase (isomerizing) activity. The record is from RefSeq and is a predicted model, not a curated record. NCBI's taxonomy places the organism in Eukaryota, Metazoa, Chordata, Actinopteri, Pomacentridae.